Messenger RNA from Prunus armeniaca (apricot), 975 nucleotides. Lineage: Eukaryota; Viridiplantae; Streptophyta; Magnoliopsida; Rosales; Rosaceae. The record is from the annotation of a GenBank genome assembly.
AUGGGGUUAUUGGGAAAGUUCUUCAGGUUCCUCCUAUUGGGGCAUUGCUGUAAACCAACAACCACUGGCGGCGACUCUGAGUCGCUUCGCCCUCACGGCAUCUCUGCUGCCACACACGGCAUUUGGGCUCUUGCCUACGACCUUUUCAACUUCGAGAUCACCUGUCAAGUCCCAGAAGAUCUCAGUCAGCAUGUUGUCUCAUCCAAGAAGGCUCAAGCUAACUGGUAUAGAAAACUAGUUGAGACAUGGAGAGAAGCAAAACAACCACCAAGAUCAGAGGAAGAGGCAGCUAGGCUUGGCUUAUUGGAUUUCUGUGGUCUCCCUCGUCCCCAUUCUCUUGUCAAAGUUUCUGCUGGGGUCCCAACUUCAUUGCCUCGAGGAGUAAAGUUUGAGUUCCGGACACUACCAGUUGAUGCAAAAGCUGUUCCAGAUGGCGAUGGAGUGACAGUUUAUGUCAGCACAGCAGAUCCCAGAGAAUCCUCCUGUGUUCCGAGCGAUGUGCAGAUAGCAGCCAUCCAAAGAUCAGAAGCACGCGCUGAUAAGAAUUAUACUAAGGCAGAUGAACUUCACCAAAAAAUCAUUGAUGCUGGAUAUCGGGUACUGAAUGUUCAAAACGAGGAGAUCCUUGCUCGAAAGUAUCGAAUUCGACUGAGGGGCAUAGAUGCACCGGAGACUUUAAUGCCGUAUGGACAAGAAGCCAAAGAGGAGCUGGUUAAGCUUCUUGAGGGCAUGUGCUUGAGGGUCCUUGUCUAUGGGGAAGACCGUUAUGGCCGCUGUGUGGCUGACGUAUACUGCAAUGGCAUAUUUGCACAGGAAGUAAUGCUCAAGAAGGGUGCUGCAUGGCAUUACACAGCCUACGAUCAGCGCUCUGAAUUUGCAAGAUGGGAAGAAGAGGCUCGGCGGAAUCAAAUUGGGUUAUGGGCUUCAUCAAACCCUGAGAAGCCAUGGGAUUGGAUAAGCGUGAAAGACAGUUGA